Messenger RNA from Aspergillus tanneri, 1716 nucleotides. RefSeq names its product putative spindle poison sensitivity protein Scp3. The transcript has 3 exons. Gene Ontology annotation, biological process: protein polyubiquitination. Bases 1 to 1716 code for a protein of 571 amino acids. NCBI's taxonomy places the organism in Eukaryota, Fungi, Ascomycota, Eurotiomycetes, Eurotiales, Aspergillaceae. The record is from RefSeq and is a predicted model, not a curated record. Gene Ontology annotation, molecular function: metal ion binding; ubiquitin protein ligase activity.
AUGCAGCUGCCGGCCUCUCGCAACCAUCCUCCUCCUCACCACCUUCCAGCUACCAUUCCCUCUCCGGCUCUCACUCGGCUCUCGAGUGAUAUGAAAAGUCGAGCUCCUCUCCCCGUCCCUUCCGGGGCCCAACCUCUUCAAAACGGCCAUUCCCGCAAUCCUUCGGGGCUCGACAUGACUGCUCGCAGUCCUCCCAACCAAAGCAACACCAAGCAUGUCCCUUGCAAGUUCUUCCGCCAGGGAGCUUGUCAGGCCGGACCUGCCUGCCCAUUCCUCCAUUCCACCGAUGCUGCUAUCGAUUAUGCGCCGUGUAAAUACUUUACCAAGGGAAAUUGCAAAUUCGGUGCUAAAUGUGCGCUGGCGCAUAUUCUUCCCGAUGGGCGACGAGUCAAUCGACCGACUGCAGGCAUGGGGAUGGGUGGAAGCCACCUCAAUCUAGGUGGCCGGGUCAACCCGCAGGCAUAUGUCAAUCAGGAUUCGGCUCUAACCAAUUCAGUACUCUCACAACAACGAAUGAAUGGCCAUGAUCCCCGCUAUGUUUCCCAGAUGCCACAGCAAGAGGAUUUUACCGCAUUACAUUCCCAGCAACCGCAGCAGCAGCAACCAGCAUACGAUGCUAUCCCCACGAUCGACACGGGCCUGGCUUCCGACACUGGUUCUAGGUAUGGGUCACCGGUAGACGACAUGCGAUUUCCCAUGUCUCCGAACCACCGUCACUUAACUGCCCUUGAUGCACCUCUUCCUGCGUCUUUCGAUAGCCAGGGAAUCUCCCACGCCGCUCGUUAUGGUCCUGUAGCCGCUUCCAUGCCCUCGAAAUUUGGAUUGGACUUUUCAUCACCUGUCCAGAGGAUCGGUGCCCCGUCAGAUGCCCUCCGGAAUAUCCGAGACCCUACCCAUGGACCAGAUGUCAGGAAGCCUUCGUCGUUCAUCGGAUCCUCUCCCCCUGGGGUUCUCGAAGACGGUAUGGGCCCACGGUUUCUACAUUCCCAGAGGUCCAUGAAGCCUCGCAUACUCUCCGCAAGUGUUCCUCGGCCAACAGCAUUAGACGACUGGGAUGACAGCAAUUUCCCGAUGGAAGAGGAUUAUUUACCCAUCAACCUACACGAUGAUGUUCUGACUCCGCAGGAGCGGCUACGCCGUUUGUCACGCACCGACCAUGAGUUUAGCUCAAGCCACCGCGAUCUUAGUGGACUUGGGAUGACGGGCACAAGUCUUUCAAAAGUUGGCUCGCCUCUUGCAUCAAGUCCAUCGCGAUUUGGCGCUUUGUUUGCCAAACAGCGGCAAAAAAAAGAAGAAGAUGCUCAUGGUACCUCGCUCCCACAGGUUGGUUCACCCCUUCGUGAAUCGUCGUUGAACCUGGGAACAAGAAGCCCUAGCUUGGGUCCCAUCGGAACCCGUCAGAUGCCUGGUGAGGUGUCGUCUUUUGCCUCCCCCACUCGACAAUCGUCGACAUCAAUGAUAUCACAGCAACUCAGUGGCAUGUCUCUUUACCCCGGGACCGCCCGCCAUUCAUCUGCAGGACCUAGCAGUCGCUUAGACCGCACUAUUUCAUCUCCUGUCAGCACUAGCAAAAUUGACGAAGAACAAAGCGAUUUGGUUUUCUCUAUGGAAGAGGAAGAGAACAACAACAAGCGCACCAGUGCAUCUUGGAGUAACAAGACGGAUUCAAACGACGAGGAUUCGGGAGCGACAAGUAACCCUGGCUUUCAAUCUUAA